Messenger RNA from Mesorhabditis spiculigera, 1071 nucleotides. NCBI's taxonomy places the organism in Eukaryota, Metazoa, Nematoda, Chromadorea, Rhabditida, Rhabditidae. The record is from the annotation of a GenBank genome assembly.
AUGGCCUUGGGCAAGGUCUACGUCGGCGGUUUGCCCGACGAUGCUACUUCGAAAGAGGUCGAGGACGCGUUCUACAAGUUUGGCCGCAUCUACAAGAUUGCCGGAGAAAGCUGCCAAGGACUCCUCACUGGGCUCGUUACUGCAGAAGAGGAGCGUCUCGAGAUUACCAACUGUUUUGCUACGGCAAGAAGCGAACCCGUGCUCGACGACGAGAGCGCCCAACCGACGAACAAUCAAAAUGAAGAGGUGAAGCAGCAAGAAAUGUUGGACAUGCUCCGAAAGUUCCGAAAUAUGAACAUUGACUACGAAUUGGUCGGAUUCUAUCAGGUGCAUCCGUUUGGAGCCUGCUUCAAUCAAGAUUUGGUCGAUUCUUUGAACGAGUACCAGACUAGUUUCAAGGACGGCGUUGUGCUGAUCUACGAUCCCGUGAAAACCCGCCAGGGCCAGCUCAGCCUCAAAGCCUACCGUUUGUCGGUAGCAGCGCUUGAUCUGUGUGCCAAAGGCGAUUGGAGCCCGGAAGCUGUGAAAGCAGUGAGCCUCACUUAUGAAACGAUGUUCGAGGAGCUCCCAAUCACAAUCAAGAACAGCCGGUUGACGAAUGUAAUGAUUGCGGAAUUGGCGUUGGCUCCAGGCAAGGUUCCCGAAAAGACCGCCGCGCAUUUGGAACUUGGAACAAAGAGAUCUUUGGAGAAGUGUGUGCGUACAAUGAUGUCUAAUAUUGAUGAGAUGAACAAGAGCAUUGGCGCUUUCACCAAGUACACAUCCGAGAAGCAGCGCCACGAUGCCAACAUUUUCAAUAUGACUCAGAAGCGGGAAGUCGAGAACGAGCAGCGCAAGCAGCGCGGUGAACCGCCAAUUUCUUUCGACGACAUCAAGCGAUUGAAAGGACCGACACUUCAGACGAAAAACGGCAUGCUCGAGUCCUUCCUCGCCAGCGCGGACACUGAGGCUUUGGCUGAAUUCUGCACAAAGGUUACCGGUGAGAACAUUGCGAAGCUCUUCCUCGCCGAAGCGAUCGCCAUUGACAAGCGGGACACAAAAGACCGAAGCACCAGCUCAGUCUCCGGUCGU